Eucalyptus grandis is the source of this 792-nucleotide messenger RNA. RefSeq names its product keratin, type I cytoskeletal 9-like. The transcript is spliced from 3 exons. NCBI's taxonomy places the organism in Eukaryota, Viridiplantae, Streptophyta, Magnoliopsida, Myrtales, Myrtaceae. Bases 1 to 792 code for a protein of 263 amino acids. The record is from RefSeq and is a predicted model, not a curated record.
AUGGCUUUGACGACGUCCUUCUCCGGGAUUAGCCUUUGCCCUCCUCGGCCGCUCCUGCCCGCCUGCUCUGGCCGGGGCGCCGCUGCCGCGCUUCGCUUCCCCGGCGGCUCAAAGCCGCUCGGGAGGAUCCGGCUCAAGAGGGAGCAUCGCGGCGGCGCCGGGAGGCUCACGGGGAGCCCGUCGUCCGUGCCGCUCGUCGUGCGGCUGGGCGCGGGACGGCUCAAGGACAGUGGCUGUGGUGGUGGGUCACCGUCGGUCGGAGUGUGGGGUUGGUCGUCGGAGCUCCGGCGAGAGGUAACAAUCAACGGACCAGCAGCCGUAGAGCAGCAACCGCCUCUGGUGCAGGAGGGCCGGCGUUCGGAUCGGGACCUGCUGUCGUCAGGGGAGCCCGGCGUCGUUGGGGGCUGCAGGGGACGGACACCAGGCAGACGCGGACGAGCUGAGGGCGGAGUCGCAACAGGGGCGGCGGCUUCUGGCAGUCACGGACCUGCUAGCGACGGGAACGACGGCAGGGCGUCGCGGGUCGGACAAGGAAGCACGGCAGCAGUGAUGGGCGUCGGCGCCGGGUCGUGGCUAGCGGCUCAGGCGGCAGGAUUCGGCGCAGCUCCUGCAGCGUCGGCAAAGGAGAUCGGAGGCGGAGGCACGGCGGAGCUGUCGGACGCUGGGCUAGGCAGAUCGCGGUCAGAUCAGGGCGGCAGCGGCGUCGUAGGGCGGAAGUGGAGCGGCUACGCGGGUGCAGUGGAUGGCGGUGGUCGCGCGGUGAAGCGGGGCUCAGAUUGUGCUAAUGCUUGA